Molecule: messenger RNA, 639 nt
Organism: Penicillium diatomitis
Lineage: Eukaryota; Fungi; Ascomycota; Eurotiomycetes; Eurotiales; Aspergillaceae
Exons: 1
Coding region: 1-639 (212 amino acids)
Source: RefSeq, a predicted model, not a curated record
AUGCGCGAAGCCGGUAUUGGCAAAGUCCUCUAUUACCGAACCAAGGAAUUCGACGGCUACUGCAAGGAAUACCCGAAGACAUCAAAAAUCUCCCUUGUAGAUGCAAUAACGAAGUGGGAGGCCCAACAUAGACCCUAUAUCGAACAACUGGAAACACGAGCUCUCGAACUCGCGAAAGGCGACCUCAUCCGCGUAUCUAAUCUUGAGAACCCCCAAGUUGUAGAGAGGCUGAAAGUUCACGAGUGCUCUUGGAACAAUGCCAAAAAUGAAUGGGCUGUCACCAAUGAAGAAGAAAGCUUCAAAGGAAAGGGUCUACAGGCUUUCUCUCCUGAUGUCACAUGCGCACCUUACGACAACCAAUUAGGGCUCGAAUGUGGGAUUGAUAAGUCCGCAUUUACCUUCCUCCUGCCUAAAGAUGGCAGCUCUUUAUUCGUCUAUUCCAUCGUCCCCGUGCGCGAGGGAGACUUUCUAGGCAUAUUUGCUGGUAAGAUUCGGGUUUUGACUACCCACGGUAUCCGCGGUCCUAUCGACAAUCUGUGGUUAGACUACUCACAAGUCACUGGUACGCUGAACCAAGCUGGUCUCAGAAUCUGGUGGUCCAGCAAACAUCCACUUCCAGUGGGAAGUAAUCCAAGAUGA